AUGAUGAGAUUAAAUAUAACGAGAUUGAGUAAAAGAAUUAAUAUGAAACCUCCAUCAGAAAAUGAUUUCAGUACUUUACUAAUUGCUAAAAAUACUCCAAUCCAUUAACUUUCAAUAUGUAAAAUUAAUAAAUUAAUCAAUUAGCAUCUCGUUCAUCUAAACAUUCUUAAUUUGUUAGAAGAUUACCAACUAAUUAAAAUUAGUAAUCAUACUAACUGACUAGUAGAACAAUAUCAGUUCAGGAUACACAUUUAAAUGGAGAGCCUUUAAGAGAAAAACAAAUUUCAAUAAACAAUAUAUCAAAUAAAAAGAAAUCUUCAAGAAGAUUAAUUGGUUUAUAAACUCAACCUAGUUUAAUCAUGUAAGAAUAAAAUAUUAAAAAGUAAACCAAAGUUUGUAGAUAUUAAAUAUGAGAUCAUUGAUAUCUAUUAACUAUAAAUAGCAGAACCUAAGAUAUUAUUUAAAGGUAAUAGGGAUACAUCUCAACUUUAAAAUAUUGUAAUAAUUGGCGAAUCUAUUUCUCUUAAUAAAUAGUUAAUUCAAAAAAUCAAAUCUGAAUGUAUUCUAGUCUUACUAACUAACAAUUAAUCAUAAAUAGACCAAUAGUAUGAUUGUAUUAUUUAAUCACCCCAUAUAUGUCCAAAUGAUUUUUUAAGCUAUUAAAGAAAUAUGAAUCAGAUUUGGAUAAAUGUAAGUCAUUUGAUUCAAACAUUCAAAUAGCCAGAAUAAAUUUUAAUGAUAGAUGAAAUUGUUAAUGAAAAUAAUUCUUUUAGUAUUGAGGAAUUAAAAAAUAAAAUAUUGUAUUAAGGCAAUUGUAAGAUGAUUCAUCUAUUUCUUUAAAAAGAUAAAAUUAAUCUAUAAAAAUUGUAUUUUGCUCUAUGUCAUAUAUUUAAGCAUGAGCAAUAGGAUUUGAUAUAGUUAAAUCUCAAAAAGACACUACAAGAAUGUUCUGAAAAUUGUCUAUAAAUAUAAGCUAAAUUAACAUACCUUUAGAAAGUGAUUGAUAUAAAGAGCAGAUUGAAAUAGCAAUUUAAAGAGGAGCAAAUUUAAAUAGACUCUCCUGAAGAUAGAGCUGAAAAGUAUAUAAUAAUAAAUAAAUUAGUCUAAGAGACUGUGUAAUAGAAUAUAUAAAGAGUCGUUCGACAAAUAAAAUAAUUGGAAUGCAUUAUAUAGUUGGAGAUCAAAUAAUGAGAAACAUAAGAUUUUUUCGUAAUAGAUAGGAAGAUAAAUAUUUCACUGAAAAAAAACAUUAAGAGACUCUCUAGAUAUUAUAAAAUACACUUCCACCUAUAAAACAUGCUGUUAUUUGUUAAUAAUAAUAUGCAUUUUAUUUACUAUGA
Messenger RNA from Paramecium sonneborni, 1340 nucleotides. The record is from the annotation of a GenBank genome assembly. NCBI's taxonomy places the organism in Eukaryota, Ciliophora, Oligohymenophorea, Peniculida, Parameciidae.